UAGCUGGAAAAGGUAUCCUGGGGUGAUUAGAGGAUUUUACAUUUCAUCUCAGAAAGGGAUAUUGACAGGACGCCAGAACUUCUAGAUCCUCUUGAAUUUCAAAAAAUACUUCCAAGCCUGGACAAUAUCGGGAGGCCUCAUCUCUACAAAAUAAAAAUUAAGAAAUUAGCCGGGUGCGGUGGCACACUCCUGUAGUCCCACCUACUCUGGAGGCUGAGGCGGGAAGAUCACUUGAGCUAUGGUGGCCGAGGCUGCAGUCAGCUGUGAUCAUGCCACUGCACUCCAGCCUGGGUGACAGAGCAACACCCUGAAAGAAAAAAGGGAUGGAGGGAAGGAGAGAAGUAAGGGAGGGAGGGAGGAAGGAAGGAAGGAAGGAAGGAAGGAAGGAAGGAAGGAAAUGGCUUAAGCUCAGAGAGCUGUGUGAGGCCCCCAGCUCCCAUCCCCCAUCAAGGGGCCUGCAAACCCACGGAGGGACAGGUUGUCUUGAGCUGGAGCCACAGGGAUGGGGGGACCUCAACUGUAGGGGUUAGGAUUAGGGUUAGGCUUUGAGGUUUCAGUUUAUAGAAUCUAGAUGGGUUUGGUCCUGGGAAAAUUCCAGGUCUGGGUUUUGUGGUUGGGGGUUGGUCUCAGGUGAGAUGCGACAGGUUUACAGUGUUUGCAAGGUAUGUACAGAUUCAUAUGGUGGAUUGCUUGAAUGUGUUCUCCGGAUUUCAUGUUUUGGCAAUUUUUUUUCUUCUUUUUUUAGAUAGUGCCUCGCUCUGUCAUGUAUCACCCAGGCUGGAGUGCAAUGGUGCGAUCUCGGCUCACUGCAACCUCUGCCUCCCAGGUUCAAGCGAUUCUCGCACCUCAGCCUCCUGGUAGCUGGCAUUGUAGCAGGACAAGCCACAGAAAUAUUCCUCAGACACCGGGUUAAAGAAAGAAGGGCUUUCUUCGGCCAGGAGGGUCAGCACCCUUGCGUCUUAAGAGCCGAGCUCUCCGAAAAAGGAAUUCCUGGGCCUUUUAAGGGUUUACGACUCUAAGAGGUUCACAUGAAAGGGUCGUGAUAGAUGGAACAAGCGUGGGGAAUGUGACUGGGGGCUACAUGCAUCAGAUAACAGUACAGAGAGUUUUUCAGUGCUUCCUCAUACAGUGUCUGGAAUUUGCCGAUAACACAAAUAGUUUACUUCUGGGGCUAAUAUUAUUAUUAUUAUUUUAACCUCCAGGACCGGGUGGUGGUGCCAAGGUCGUCCAGCUAUUUAUCUUACUUCUGGGUUUUUUUUUUUUUUUUUUAGCUUUUUGCUUUCUCCCUUUUUCCCUGUUUUAUAAACUAAGGAAGGGAUGUGGGGAAGGGAAGGGCAGCAGGAGAAGUGGUGGUCUCCUUCCUUAGGAUUACAGGCACUGGGCUUCAUUCCUUGCUAAUUUUUUUUUUGUGUGUAUUUUUAGUAGAGAUGGGGUUUCACCAUGUUGGCCAGGCUUGUCUUGAACUCCUGGCCUCAGGUGAUCGCCCGCCUUGGCCUCUGAAAGUGCUGGGAUUAAAAGCACAAGGCACGGUGCCCAGCCAUGUGUUGGCAAUUUAAUCCCCAAAUUCAUGUCCUGAUUGGAGAUGUGGCCUUUGGGAGGUAAUUAGGAUGAGAUAAGGUCAUUAGGGUGGGUCCCAGUCAUGGGACUCGUGGCUUUAUAUGAUGAGGAAGAGAGACUGGAGCGGACACGCACUCUUGCCCCCUCCUCCCUCGCCAGCACUCUCGCUCUCCCCUCCCCUGCCAUGUGCAGCCCUCCCCAGCCACCAGAACUCGCCCUCCCCUCCCCGGCCAGGAGUGGACACGGACUCCCGUCCUCCCGCCAUGUGCCGCCCUCCACUGGGCGGGGAUGCUGUGGGCCAUGUGCUGCUUGGGGUCCAGGGGCCGCGAGCCUCCGCCGUUCCUCAGACUCGUGGGCCUGGGCGCUGGGUGGGGCCGCGGGUGCGCGUCAGUGGCCAGGCUGGGCGCCGAGGUCUGCAAAGGGGCGGAGAAGACGGGCUUGGGCUCCGCGCAGAGGCUGCCAGGGGGCGGCGGUGCACCUCCCACCCGGGUCACCUCGGUGCCACCCAUGCCUGCCUCAGGGCAGGCGGACCCACGGCCCUCCACGCCCUCCCUCGCUCGCGUCCUGCCCGGCUGCCGCUGUUCGCAUCCUCUCGGUAACUCCGUGGGGUCCUGCCCAUUCGGGCGACUGCCCAGGCUGCAGCCCGCCAGCUAAUCUCGGCUAUCUUUCCUCACUCGGUUCUUCGCCUCCACCAGCUUCGGCUCUUUUCGUCACCCCUCUUUACUCCUCGUUCCUCUCCGUCACUUUCCCUCAACUCCGAUCACGCUCGGCCUGCUUCAUCUCACCAUUUCGCUUUCCUCUUUUUCGCUCUCUGAUAAAUUUCGUGACUCUUCGUCACUGUCCGUCAGUCCCCGUCACUUUCCGUCAAUUCUCGCCACUUUCCGUCACUCUCCGCCGCCCUUCAGCUCCGCUCGGCUGUUCUCCGUCAGGCAUCGUCUACUUUCGUCACUCUCCGUCACUCUCCGGCUGCUCCCUACCCCGCACUCCGGGUGGAGAAAGCCUCAGGGACUUUUCCUGCCCUUAGAUCUUUUCCGUCACUCUCCGAUCCUGCUGUCUCUUCAGUCCCUGGUUAUUUCUGAUCUGCCCGUGACUCUGUCCUCCUCCCUUCACUCCUGGGAGAGUGGCCUGGUCCCUCCUGAGAGGCUUCUCCCCUCUACCCGGCCUGACUGAUGGUGAUAGUGCCUCGCUCUGUCAUGUAUCACCCAGGCUGGAGUGCAAUGGUGCGAUCUCGGCUCACUGCAACCUCUGCCUCCCAGGUUCAAGCGAUUCUCGCACCUCAGCCUCCUGGUAGCUGGCAUUGUAGCAGGACAAGCCACAGAAAUAUUCCUCAGACACCGGGUUAAAGAAAGAAGGGCUUUCUUCGGCCAGGAGGGUCAGCACCCUUGCGUCUUAAGAGCCGAGCUCUCCGAAAAAGGAAUUCCUGGGCCUUUUAAGGGUUUACGACUCUAAGAGGUUCACAUGAAAGGGUCGUGAUAGAUGGAACAAGCGUGGGGAAUGUGACUGGGGGCUACAUGCAUCAGAUAACAGUACAGAGAGUUUUUCAGUGCUUCCUCAUACAGUGUCUGGAAUUUGCAGAUAACACAAAUAGUUUACUUCUGGGGCUAAUAUUAUUAUUAUUAUUUUAACCUCCAGGACCGGGUGGUGGUGCCAAGGUCGUCCAGCUAUUUAUCUUACUUCUGGGUUUUUUUUUUUUUUUUUUUAGCUUUUUGCUUUCUCCCUUUUUCCCUGUUUUAUAAACUAAGGAAGGGAUGUGGGGAAGGGAAGGGCAGCAGGAGAAGUGGUGGUCUCCUUCCUUAGGAUUACAGGCACUGGGCUUCAUUCCUUGCUAAUUUUUUUUUUGUGUGUAUUUUUAGUAGAGAUGGGGUUUCACCAUGUUGGCCAGGCUUGUCUUGAACUCCUGGCCUCAGGUGAUCGCCCGCCUUGGCCUCUGAAAGUGCUGGGAUUAAAAGCACAAGGCACGGUGCCCAGCCAUGUGUUGGCAAUUUAAUCCCCAAAUUCAUGUCCUGAUUGGAGAUGUGGCCUUUGGGAGGUAAUUAGGAUGAGAUAAGGUCAUUAGGGUGGGUCCCAGUCAUGGGACUCGUGGCUUUAUAUGAUGAGGAAGAGAGACUGGAGCGGACACGCACUCUUGCCCCCUCCUCCCUCGCCAGCACUCUCGCUCUCCCCUCCCCUGCCAUGUGCAGCCCUCCCCAGCCACCAGAACUCGCCCUCCCCUCCCCGGCCAGGAGUGGACACGGACUCCCGUCCUCCCGCCAUGUGCCGCCCUCCACUGGGCGGGGAUGCUGUGGGCCAUGUGCUGCUUGGGGUCCAGGGGCCGCGAGCCUCCGCCGUUCCUCAGACUCGUGGGCCUGGGCGCUGGGUGGGGCCGCGGGUGCGCGUCAGUGGCCAGGCUGGGCGCCGAGGUCUGCAAAGGGGCGGAGAAGACGGGCUUGGGCUCCGCGCAGAGGCUGCCAGGGGGCGGCGGUGCACCUCCCACCCGGGUCACCUCGGUGCCACCCAUGCCUGCCUCAGGGCAGGCGGACCCACGGCCCUCCACGCCCUCCCUCGCUCGCGUCCUGCCCGGCUGCCGCUGUUCGCAUCCUCUCGGUAACUCCGUGGGGUCCUGCCCAUUCGGGCGACUGCCCAGGCUGCAGCCCGCCAGCUAAUCUCGGCUAUCUUUCCUCACUCGGUUCUUCGCCUCCACCAGCUUCGGCUCUUUUCGUCACCCCUCUUUACUCCUCGUUCCUCUCCGUCACUUUCCCUCAACUCCGAUCACGCUCGGCCUGCUUCAUCUCACCAUUUCGCUUUCCUCUUUUUCGCUCUCUGAUAAAUUUCGUGACUCUUCGUCACUGUCCGUCAGUCCCCGUCACUUUCCGUCAAUUCUCGCCACUUUCCGUCACUCUCCGCCGCCCUUCAGCUCCGCUCGGCUGUUCUCCGACAGGCAUCGUCUACUUUCGUCACUCUCCGUCACUCUCCGGCUGCUCCCUACCCCGCACUCCGGGUGGAGAAAGCCUCAGGGACUUUUCCUGCCCUUAGACCUUUUCCGUCACUCUCCGAUCCUGCUGUCUCUUCAGUCCCUGGUUAUUUCUGAUCUGCCCGUGACUCUGUCCUCCUCCCUUCACUCCUGGGAGAGUGGCCUGGUCCCUCCUGAGAGGCUUCUCCCCUCUACCCGGCCUGACUGAUGGUGAUAGUGCCUCGCUCUGUCAUGUAUCACCCAGGCUGGAGUGCAAUGGUGCGAUCUCGGCUCACUGCAACCUCUGCCUCCCAGGUUCAAGCGAUUCUCGCACCUCAGCCUCCUGGUAGCUGGCAUUGUAGCAGGACAAGCCACAGAAAUAUUCCUCAGACACCGGGUUAAAGAAAGAAGGGCUUUCUUCGGCCAGGAGGGUCAGCACCCUUGCGUCUUAAGAGCCGAGCUCUCCGAAAAAGGAAUUCCUGGGCCUUUUAAGGGUUUACGACUCUAAGAGGUUCACAUGAAAGGGUCGUGAUAGAUGGAACAAGCGUGGGGAAUGUGACUGGGGGCUACAUGCAUCAGAUAACAGUACAGAGAGUUUUUCAGUGCUUCCUCAUACAGUGUCUGGAAUUUGCAGAUAACACAAAUAGUUUACUUCUGGGGCUAAUAUUAUUAUUAUUAUUUUAACCUCCAGGACCGGGUGGUGGUGCCAAGGUCGUCCAGCUAUUUAUCUUACUUCUGGGUUUUUUUUUUUUUUUUUUUAGCUUUUUGCUUUCUCCCUUUUUCCCUGUUUUAUAAACUAAGGAAGGGAUGUGGGGAAGGGAAGGGCAGCAGGAGAAGUGGUGGUCUCCUUCCUUAGGAUUACAGGCACUGGGCUUCAUUCCUUGCUAAUUUUUUUUUUGUGUGUAUUUUUAGUAGAGAUGGGGUUUCACCAUGUUGGCCAGGCUUGUCUUGAACUCCUGGCCUCAGGUGAUCGCCCGCCUUGGCCUCUGAAAGUGCUGGGAUUAAAAGCACAAGGCACGGUGCCCAGCCAUGUGUUGGCAAUUUAAUCCCCAAAUUCAUGUCCUGAUUGGAGAUGUGGCCUUUGGGAGGUAAUUAGGAUGAGAUAAGGUCAUUAGGGUGGGUCCCAGUCAUGGGACUCGUGGCUUUAUAUGAUGAGGAAGAGAGACUGGAGCGGACACGCACUCUUGCCCCCUCCUCCCUCGCCAGCACUCUCGCUCUCCCCUCCCCUGCCAUGUGCAGCCCUCCCCAGCCACCAGAACUCGCCCUCCCCUCCCCGGCCAGGAGUGGACACGGACUCCCGUCCUCCCGCCAUGUGCCGCCCUCCACUGGGCGGGGAUGCUGUGGGCCAUGUGCUGCUUGGGGUCCAGGGGCCGCGAGCCUCCGCCGUUCCUCAGACUCGUGGGCCUGGGCGCUGGGUGGGGCCGCGGGUGCGCGUCAGUGGCCAGGCUGGGCGCCGAGGUCUGCAAAGGGGCGGAGAAGACGGGCUUGGGCUCCGCGCAGAGGCUGCCAGGGGGCGGCGGUGCACCUCCCACCCGGGUCACCUCGGUGCCACCCAUGCCUGCCUCAGGGCAGGCGGACCCACGGCCCUCCACGCCCUCCCUCGCUCGCGUCCUGCCCGGCUGCCGCUGUUCGCAUCCUCUCGGUAACUCCGUGGGGUCCUGCCCAUUCGGGCGACUGCCCAGGCUGCAGCCCGCCAGCUAAUCUCGGCUAUCUUUCCUCACUCGGUUCUUCGCCUCCACCAGCUUCGGCUCUUUUCGUCACCCCUCUUUACUCCUCGUUCCUCUCCGUCACUUUCCCUCAACUCCGAUCACGCUCGGCCUGCUUCAUCUCACCAUUUCGCUUUCCUCUUUUUCGCUCUCUGAUAAAUUUCGUGACUCUUCGUCACUGUCCGUCAGUCCCCGUCACUUUCCGUCAAUUCUCGCCACUUUCCGUCACUCUCCGCCGCCCUUCAGCUCCGCUCGGCUGUUCUCCGACAGGCAUCGUCUACUUUCGUCACUCUCCGUCACUCUCCGGCUGCUCCCUACCCCGCACUCCGGGUGGAGAAAGCCUCAGGGACUUUUCCUGCCCUUAGACCUUUUCCGUCACUCUCCGAUCCUGCUGUCUCUUCAGUCCCUGGUUAUUUCUGAUCUGCCCGUGACUCUGUCCUCCUCCCUUCACUCCUGGGAGAGUGGCCUGGUCCCUCCUGAGAGGCUUCUCCCCUCUACCCGGCCUGACUGAUGGUGAUGGUGUCUCACUCUGUCAUCUAUCACCCAGGCUGGAGUGCAAUGGUGUGAUCUCGGCUCACUGCAAUCUCUGCCUCCCAGGUUCAACCUCAGCCUCCCGGUAGCUGGCAUUGUAGCAGGACAAGCCACAGAAAAAUUCCUCAGACACUGGAUUAAAGAAAGAAGGGCUUACUUCGGCCAGGAGCGUCAGCACCCUUGUGUCUUAAGAGCCGAGCUCCCUGAAAAAGAAAUUCCUGACCCUUUUAAGGGUUUACGACUCUAAGAGGUUCAUGUGAAAGGGUCGUGAUAGAUCGAGCAAGCGUGGGGAAUGUGACUGAGGGCUACAUGCAUCAGAUAACAGUACAGAAAGUUUUUCAGUGCUUCCUCAUACAGUGUCUGGAAUUUACGGAUAACACAAAUAGUUUACGUCUGGGGCUAAUAUUAUUAUUUUAACCACCAGGGCCGGGUGGUGGUGCCAAGGUCGUCCAGUUAUUUAUCUUACUUCUCUCUUUUUUUUUUUUUUUUUAGCUUUUUGCUUUCUCCCUUUUUCCCUGUUUUAUAAACUAAGGAAGGAUGUGGGGAAGGGAAGGGCAGCAGGAGAAGUGGUGGUCUCCUUCCUUAGAAUUACAGGCACCGGGCUUCAUUCCUUGCUAAUUUUUUUUUUUUUUUUGUAUUUUUAGUAGAGAUGGGGUUUCACCAUGUUGGCCAGGCUGGUCUUGAACUCCUGGCCUCAUGUGAUCGCCCGCCUCGGCCUCUGAAAGUGCUGGGAUUAAAAGCACAAGGCAUGGUGCCCAGCCAUGUGUUGGCAAUUUAAUCCCCAAAUUCAUGUCCUGAUUGGAGAUGUGGCCCUUGGCAGGUAAUUAGGAUUAAAUAAGGUCAUCAGGGUGGGUGGCUUUAUAUGAUGAGGAAGAGAGACUGGAGCGGACACGCACUCUUGCCCUCCUGCCUCGCCGGCACUCUCGCUCUCCCCUCCCCUGCCAUGUGCAGCCCUCCCCAACCACCAGAACUCGCCCUCCCCUUCCCGGCCGUGAGUGGACACGGACUCCCGCCCUCCCGCCAUGUGCCGCCCUCCACUGGGCGGGGAUGCUCUGGGCCACGUGCUGCUUGGGGUCCAGGGCCCGCGACUCGUGGGCCUGGGUGCUGGGUGGGGCCGCGGGUGCGCGUCAGGGGCCAGGCUGGGCGCCGAGGUCUGCAAAGGGGCGGAGAAGACGGGCUUGUGCUCCGCGCAGAGGCUGCCAGGGGGCGGCGGUGCACCUCCCACCCGGGUCACCUCGGUGCCACCCAUGCCGGCCUCAGGGCAGGCGGACCCACGGCCCUCCACGCCCUCCCUCGCUCGCGUCCUGCCCGGCUGCCGCUGUUCGCAUCCUCUCGGUAACUCCGUGGGGUCCCGCCCAUUCGGGCGACUGCCCAGGCUGCAGCCCGCCAGCUAAUCUCGGCUAUCUUUCCUCACUCAGUUCUUCGCCUCCACCAGCUUCGGCUCUUUUCGUCACCCCUCUUUACUCCUCGUUCCUCUCCGUCACUUUCCGUCAUCUCCGAUUAGGCUUGGCCCGCUGCAUCUCACCAUUUUGCUUUCCUCUUCGUCGCUCUCUGAUAAAUUUCGUGAAUCUUCGUCACUAUCCGUUAGUCUCCGUCACUUUCCGUCAAUUCUCGCCACUUUCCGUCACUCUCCACCGCCCUUUAGCUCCGCUCGGCUUUUCUCCGUCAGGCAUCGUCUACUUUCGUCACUCUCCGUCACUCUCCGGCUGCUCCCUACCCCGCACUCCAUGGAGAAAGCCGCAGGGACUUUUCCUGCCCUUAGUCCUUUUCCGUCACUCUCCGAUCCUGCUGUCUCUUCAGUCCCCGGUUAUUUCUGGUCUGCCCGUGACUCUGUCCUCCUCCCUUCACUCCAGGGAGAGUGGCCUGGUCUCUCCUGAGAGGCCUCUCCCCUCUACCCGGCCUGACUGAUGGUGGUGAGCGGGUCUCGGGGUGAUACCGAGGGGAGGAGCGGGGGUCUGGGGGUGGUCCUGAGAGGGUCCCGAGGGGAGGAUCGGGAGGAGGGUCUGGAGGUGGCCCCGUGGGGGUCCCGACAAGAGGAUCGGGGGUCUGGGGGUGGCGCCGAGGGAAGGAGCGGUCUGGUGUGAUCCGGAGGACAGGAACAGGGCGUCUGGGGGUCCGGAGGGGAGGAGCUGGGGGUCUGGGUGUGGGUUUCAGGGGUGGAGUAUGGGGUCUCCCUGUGGUCCGGAGGAUGGAGAGAGGGUCUGGGGUUGGUCCCGAGGGGAGGAGCGGGGGGUCUCGGUUUGGUUUUCAGGGGUGGAGCAUGGGGUCUCCCCGUGGUCUGGAGGGUGGAGCAGGGUGUCUGGGGUGGUACUUAUGGGCGGGACAGGGCUAUUUCUCUUUUUGGUCCGGUUCCCAUCUGCUGAGCUGGGGGUCCUUGUGAUCCUGACAGGUGGGGCAGCAUGGGAGGGUCAAGGUGAGGGGAAGGAAGCAGUGACGGCCUGUUCCCAAAGGGAGUAGGAAAGAGGUUCAUGGUUCAGUUCUGAUGUGCGACCCAUCCAUAGGAGAAUGGACACCUCUGACUCCCCCGUUCCUGGCCAGUGGCAGGGCCCAGUAGCUGCCUUCCCUGGCUGUCCUCGAGGCUCACUGGAAAUACUUUUUCUUCAUUGUGGCAAAUUUUUAAAAAUUCUUCUAUAGAUCUCAAUGAGUUGAAAGCUGCCUCUGUGCCGGCAUAGUUCCGUUCUUUGCCUACAUUCCACUCUACUCGGCUGAAAGGAAAUGAUAGUGUCUCACUCUGUCAUCUAUCACCCAGGCUGGACUGCAAUGGUGCGAUCUAGGCUCACUGCAACCUCUGCCUCCCAGGUUCAAGCGAUUCUCCCACCUCAGCCUCCCGGUAGCUGGCAUUGUAGCAGGACGAGCCACAGAAAUAUUCCUCAGACACCGGGUUAAAGAAAGAAGGGCUUUCUUCGGCCAGGAGGGUCAGCACCCUUGCGUCUUAAGAGCCGAGCUCCCCGAAAAAGGAAUUCCUGGGCCUUUUAAGGGUUUACGACUCUAAGAGGUUCACAUGAAAGGGUCGUGAUAGAUGGAGCAAGCGUGGGGAAUGUGACUGAUGGCUACAUGCAUCAGAUUACAGUACAGAAAGUUUUUCAGUGCUUCCUCAUACAGUGUCUGUAAUUUACAGAUAACACAAAUAGUUUACGUCUGGGGCUAAUAUUAUUAUUUUAACCACCAGGGCCGGGUGGUGGUGCCAAGGUCGUCCAGCUAUUUAUCUUACUUCUGGUUUUUUUUUUUUUUUUUUUUAGCUUUUUGCUUUCUCCUUUUUUCCCUGUUUUAUAAACUAAGGAAGGGGUGUGGGGAAGGGAAGGGCAGCAGGAGAAGUGGUGGUCUCCUUCCUUAGGAUUACAGGCACCGGGCUUCAUUCCUUGCUAAUUUUUCUUUUUUUUUUGUAUUUUUAGUAGAGAUGGGGUUUCACCAUGUUGGCCAGGCUGGUCUUGAACUCCUGGCCACAGGUGAUCGCCCGCCUUGGCCUCUGAAACUGCUGGAAUUAAAAGCACAAGGCACGGCGCCCAGCCAUGUGUUGGCAAUUUAAUCCCCAAAUUCAUGUCCUGAUUGGAGAUGUGGCCCUUGGCACGUCAUUAGGAUUAAAUAAGGUCAUCAGGGUGGGUGGCUUUGUAUGAUGAGGAAGAGAGACUGGAGCGGACACGCACUCUUGCCCUCUCCUCCCUCGCCCGCACUGUCGCUCUCCCCUCCCCUGCCAUGUGCAGACCUCCCCAGCCACCAGAACUCGCCCUCCCCUCCCCGGCCAUGAGUGGACACGGACUCCCGUCCUCCCGCCAUGUGCCGCCCUCCACUGGGCGGGGAUGCUCUGGGCCACGUGCUGCUUGGGGUCCAGGGGCCGCGAGCCUCCGCUGCUUCUCGGCCUCGUGGGCCCGGGCGCUGGGUGGGGCCGCGGGUGGGGGUCAGGGUCCAGGCUGGGCGCCGAGGUCUGCAAAGGGGCGGAGACGACGGGCUUGGGCUCCCCGCAGAGGCUGCCAGGGGGCGGCGGUGCACCUCCCACCCGGGUCACCUCGGUGCCACCCAUGCCUGCAUCAGGGCAGGCGGACCCACGGCCCUCCACGCCCUCCCUCGCUCGCGUCCUGCCCGGCUGCCGCUGUUCGCAUCCUCUCGGUAACUCCGUGGGGUCCCGCCCAUUCGGGCGACUGCCCAGGCUGCAGCUCACCAGCUAAUCUCGGCUAUCUUUCCUCACUCAGUUCUUCACCUCCACCAGCUUCGGCUCUUUUCGUCACCCCUCUUUGCUCCUCGUUCCUCUCCGUCACUUUCCGUCAACUCCGAUUAGGCUCGGCCUGCUUCAUCUCACCAUUUCGCUUUCCUCUUUGUCGCUCUCUGAUAAAUUUCGUGACUCUUCGUCACUGUCCGUCAGUCCCCGUCACUUUCCGUCAAUUCUCGCCACUUUCCGUCGCUCUCCGCCGCCCUUUAGCUCCGCUCGGCUCAUCUCCGUCAGGCAUCGUCUACUUUCGUCACUCUCCGUCACUCUCCGGCUGCUCCGUACCCCGCACUCCAUGGAGAAAGCCUCAGGGACUUUUCCUGUCCUUAGUCCUUUUCCGUCACUCUCCGAUCCUGCUGUCUCUUCAGUCCCCGGUUAUUUCUGGUCUGCCCGUGACUCUGUCCUCCUCCCUUCACUCCUGGGUCUGGUCUCUCCUGAGAGGCCUCUCCCCACUACCCGGCCUGACUGAUGGUGCACUCUGAGUACGUGAAAAAGUCCAAGAUGCUUCUUCAGGGGUGAAUUUUGCUACUUUUUAAAGAAGACUCAAAAGGCACUUUUGCAACUCAAAGUCUUUCUUCAAGUGAUGAAAUGUGUUACCUACUUCACUCAUUGCUGUGAUGCAUUUUCCAAUUCUAGAUCCCCUUGGUUUUUGUUGUUGUUUUUUUUCUGUGUGAACUCUGCGUCAUUUACUCACUCUCAACAACAGAAUAAAAGAAAUUGGCCACCA
Molecule: messenger RNA, 11651 nt
Organism: Symphalangus syndactylus (siamang)
Lineage: Eukaryota; Metazoa; Chordata; Mammalia; Primates; Hylobatidae
Source: RefSeq, a predicted model, not a curated record